Molecule: messenger RNA, 2508 nt
Organism: Brienomyrus brachyistius
Lineage: Eukaryota; Metazoa; Chordata; Actinopteri; Osteoglossiformes; Mormyridae
Gene: crfb1
Product: cytokine receptor family member b1
Exons: 8
Coding region: 204-1724 (506 amino acids)
Molecular function (GO): protein binding
Source: RefSeq, a predicted model, not a curated record
CACUGGGUUGUCUAGAAAAAUGUCGUAUGUACUCAACGCUUCAUUUCCGCUACCAUCCGGGCCGGAAAUCGGCAGCAGUGCGGACUUUUCCGUGUAAAAAGUAAUCAGUAAGCAAGAUCUCGAGAAAAGACCGGAAUGGUCCUUAUAAAGGAUCUAUUUGUAAUCAAGAACCACAGCAGUACCUGCAGACUUGUUUCUAAGAUAUGAAAGCUGUUCUGAUAACCAUUUGCCUACUGCAACUGUAUUUACAAGCUCUGAACAGCCUGCCAGCCCCUGUGAAUUUAAGUAUCCAUUCAAUGAAUUUUGAACACCUUCUCCGAUGGGAACCAGGGCCAGGCACUCCCCUUGAUGCCAUGUAUAGAAUAAGUUUCAACGGCAGUGAGGGGUACCUUCCCCUCACCAGUAAUACAGAGAUGAACCUGACAGACUAUCUGGAGGACAUCUAUUUGCAGUAUGAGAUUAUGGUCCAGGCGCUCCACAAUGGGAUGGUGUCUCCCUGGAGCUCCAGGACCUUUACACCCUGGACUGACACUGUUCUUGGACCCCCUGAGUUGUCUGUGGUGGGCUGUGGCAAUUGUCUUCAACUGGCCAUAAGAUUCCCUGGAAGAAAAGAAAAAGGUCUAGCUGAUAUUAUAUACAAUGCACUCAGAUUUACAAUUUUUCUUAAUAAAUCAGGAGAACAACAGCAUAUUGAGGCCAGGACCUCACAAUGGAAUUACACACUCAGUGACCUGCAGCCUAGAGCCGAGUACUGUGUGCAAGUUCACCCGUCACUGAGCUCCAAGAAGUAUUUGCCUUCUGGUUGGACAUGUGCAUUUACGAGCCCCGUUGCUCAGAUCAGAGUUCCAGGUCUCUUGGUGCUAUUAGCCAUAGUGCUGUUUCUGGGAGGAAUUGUUUUCCUAGGCCUCAUCUACACUGGUUACCUCUGUAACCUGAAAAUUCACCGUCCCAGGGUCCUGACCUCCCUGCCGAAGGCCUACUUUAUGGAAGAUUCUAUAGUACUAUUCCCAGACCCUGUAAGAUUUGAAAUAGGAAGGCCAAUGAAAAGCAUAACAAAAGAGCUGCAUCCAUUUAAAGAGUGCUAUCAGGAGAAGAUGGAACAGAGAAAUCAUUAUGAGGAACGAACUAUGAGACUCUCCAGUAUAUCAAGCUCCAGCAAUGUGUCUCACUGUGCAGAUUUCAAGACCACCAUUGCUCCACAGUAUACUGGUGCCUCAAGUACAACAGUGUCAGAAAUACAAGAAGCUCCUCUGCUCUCAGUACCCUCAGUAGAAGGAGAGCUUGUGGAUGAAAAUGAGGGUUGCAUGGAGGCCAUGCCUACUAGUAUGCACUCAGGUUCUGAGACACUUGAGAAUGAUAUGGAGGAGGAGCUAGCGCAAGGCUGUACAGAUGUGAACCUGCUAUCUGUGACACUGGGAGCAUUAGAAGAGAAUUUCGACAGUGAGCAGACAGAGAGCAUCCUGAAUGAGAGACACUUAGUGAUCAUUCCUGACAUGCAUCCGCCCUUUGUGUCCAUCGGCCUCCCAGAGAGUUUGCUGGGACAGCGCUCCAAGGUGCCACAGAGGAACACUUCAGUAACACAAGGGCACUGUGGGCAUGUUCUCACUGACUGCUCGCUAACAACCUUUGCAAAAGGGUACAUCAGAUCUACACAAGAGACAGAGGAAGGUGAGGGGACAAAUGAGGAUGACGAUGGGAAAUGUUCAGGCUACAUGCAACGGUAGCUUUUAAGGCACAAGCAGUACAUGCAGCCAUGGGUGUUGCCUUCAAACAACUGAAUGAGAUGUAAACAUUUGUUUAUGUACCUGCCUUACAUUAUUUGAUAACUGAAAAAACAUUUGUUCGCCAAAAAAAUAUCUGCAUGUAUAAGAGUUUCUACAGAAUGCAUCGCGCUUAUGCAACCAUGCUUUAGGACCCAUGCGUAGCUGAUGAAGAACUGAUCAGAACACCAAAAACUCACAUUUAGUAUAAAAAGUAUACAAUUUAGGGGCUACUGUGUAACCCCGCAUGGUUUAGCAACAGUCAGUGUGGCCUCGUCGGCUCUGCUGAUCCUGAGCAUUAGAUAUAGCAAUGUAGACUUCAGGUGCAAAUAAAAAAUGAUUGACCCCAGUAUUAGAAAAUCCAAAACAUCCUGAUCAGUAAUGAAAUGCAACACCUAAGCUUAAUGCAACACUUUUAUUUAUUUAAAGUGUAUUGAAGUUAUGACAACAUGAUUACUUGUUUACAGAGAAUAACUGAAUAACAAAUUGUCUCAGUCAAGUAUAUUUUAAAAUCUUUCUGGAAUACCCCAUAAUGCAUUGUGAAAUUGGUUUACAUGUGGAAAAAAACCAUUCUGACUGCAUCCUCAGGUUUCUAUCGGUAGUGUACGGUAGUUCCACAGUUUAUACUGUAAAAAAUGUUUAACUUAAAAUUGUUACUGCUCAACCAUAAUAUUUUAAGAUAAUUAUCAGAUUGCAGCAACAUAUUAGCAAGAUAUAGUAUUUUGACAAUAAAUGAAACAAGCCAACA